Camelina sativa (false flax) is the source of this 1376-nucleotide messenger RNA. Its product is annotated as NEP1-interacting protein 2. The record is from RefSeq and is a predicted model, not a curated record. Lineage: Eukaryota; Viridiplantae; Streptophyta; Magnoliopsida; Brassicales; Brassicaceae.
UCUCUGACUCGUGUGUGCUUUCUGAAAACGAAAGUUUGAAACUUUCGUUUUGUUGUGUAUCGUCGUCGUCACUGAUUCUGACACACACACACAAAAAAAAAAACUCUAUAAGAUAAUCCUUCACCUACAAUAAAAUUCUGGCCAUGAAAGCAAAACUCACCCCCAAGCUUUAAAUGCAAUUAGCGAAACAUCCCAUCUCUCUCUCUCUCUCUCUCUCUCUCUCUCUCUCUCUCUCUCUCUCUCUCUCUCUUAACCACUAAGCAAAAUCUCAUCUUUCUCUCCCUAUACUAUAUAUAAUAAAGCUUCUCUCCCAACUCUGCUUUUCAUCGUUAAUCGUUUUCUGGGUUCUCUUCGAUUACGCUUAAAGGUUUAGAAAAAAAGUAUGUCUUCUUCUUAUAGAUUCCAAUCUGGGUUUUGUCCUCUUUCGUCAAGCCCUUCUCUUGGGAAUUUCGUCGAACGGAUCAAAGACGCUUGCCAUUUCCUCGUCUCUGCUGUUUUGGGUACCAUUAUCUCCGCCAUCUUGACCUUCUUCUUCGCCUUAGUGGGGACAUUGCUAGGGGCACUUACAGGGGCUUUGAUAGGCCAAGAAACUGAGAGUGGUUUCAUUAGAGGAGCAGCAAUUGGUGCCAUUUCUGGAGCUGUUUUCUCUAUUGAGGUCUUUGAAUCAUCGCUUGAUCUCUGGAAAUCCGAUGAGUCAGCUUUCGGAUGUCUUCUCUAUUUGAUUGAUGUCAUUGUUAGUCUUCUAAGCGGGAGACUUGUACGAGAGCGCAUAGGUCCUGCAAUGCUAAGUGCGGUGCAAAGUCAAAUGGGAGCUGUGGAUACAGCCUUUGAUGAUCAGAUAAGUCUCUUUGAUACAGGUGGCUCAAAAGGAUUGACAGGAGACCUGGUUGAGAAAAUCCCAAAGAUGACAAUUACUGGCAACAAUAACACUGAUGCUUCUGAGAACACAGACUCCUGUUCUGUUUGUCUUCAGGAUUUCCAGCUUGGUGAAACAGUUAGAAGCUUGCCUCAUUGUCAUCACAUGUUUCACUUGCCUUGCAUAGACAAUUGGCUCCUCAGACACGGUUCUUGCCCGAUGUGUAGACGUGACCUUUAAUUUCACUCUCUCUCUCCAUUGUCCAUCUCUCAUAAUGCAGUUCAAAUAUUUCUACAGCUUGUACCUCAAGAGGCGGUUCUGCUCCUUUUCCUCUUCCAUAACUUUCAUGUAAAUUAUAGUUCUUUUUGGCUGUUUACAAUUACCAUACCUCUCUUUGUCUUUCAGAGUCUUUGUAGGACUCACUCCCUAGUUCUCUAAUGUUAUGUUCUAGUCAGCCCAUGUACAAAGAAACACAAAAAUAUAGAGUUUUUGUUUAUUAUUAUUUUUUUUUUCUGGCUAA